UUAUGAAGUUGGAAAAGGGACUUGGACCGCUAUUGUUCUUGAAGUGCUCCGUCUUUAAUCAGCCAAACGGAGCAGGCACUCAAAAACCAACAUUAUUUUAUUUGUACUCCAAAUCAACAUCCUGUUGUCUUUGAAGGUUACGCAGAUUGUCCAGCUACUCAUAUGUUGAGGAGUAGUGAAACUUUUUUUUUUUUAUGAGUGAAAGAAUCGAUGGUUUUCUACAUAUUUAGCAUUAUCAAUGUGUUUUAUAUCGUGAAUGACUAGUAUUUGAAUCUUAUAUUUUGUGCUAAAAGAACAGCAAGGAGGAAAAAAUGGAAAUUAUAUAUAUUAUUCUUUUUGUGUGCUACGCAUGUUAUAGCUUCAGUAGAAAAAGCGUGACUUAUGCUAUGCCUAAGCUUAUAGAAGAAGGAAUGGAUAAAAGCAGUGCUGGUCUAAUAAUUAGUUGUCAGAAUUUGGCAUUUGCCAUUAGCAAGUUUUUCGCAGGAGUCAUGUCCGACAAGGUGAAUCCGAAGCUCAUGUUCGCAUCUGGUUUGCUGCUAGCCGGAAUAGUCACAACCUUAUUUUCAUCUUCAUCGUCGACGCCAUUGUUCUGCGUCUUUUGGUUCUUAAACGGUUUGGCACAGGGAUGCGGCUGGCCAUCGUGUGCUAAGAUACUUAGAGAGAGAGCAGCACCAUCACAGUUUGGAACCUUGUGGAGCAUUUUGUCUUCUGCUUACAAUGUUGCUGGAGCAUUGUCUCCCCUUUUAUCAGCAUACAUGAUCUUAAAUUUCGGUUGGAGAUCCUGUGUAAUGGUUUCAGGUGUUGUCUCAAUCGUCUUGGGGAGCAUACUUCUUUCAUCCUGGUUAUUAUUCGGAAAAGCUACAACACAAUAUUAUUCCACAACGAUUCCAACAAAGAUUUCAUCGCCUGACUUGAAGGAAAAAACUAAAAACAAAAUCGGUGUAAUGGACCUAGCAUUCGAUCCUUUCCUGUGGUUGGUGAGCGUUUCCUAUGGAGUCACAUUCUGUGCGAAAACAGCUACAGUGGAUUGGGGACAAAUGUAUCUAAUUGAAGAAAGAAACCUCUCUCAAUAUCAAGCCAGCGCAUUCACCAGCAGUGUGGAAAUUGGAGGUUUUGUUGGUAGAAUAGCUGCUGGGUAUUUUACAGAUUUCUUCGUCAGACGACAGUUGUCUUCUGCAAAGAAAAACUUGCAAUCUAAACCAACGCAACGCCUAUCUGUCGGUCUACUCUUCAUGCUUGGCAGUCUCAUAUUCAAUCACCUAUUUGUAUUCCAUCUAUCAACUACAUCUUCAACUAUGUGGCUGAGCAUGGUUGGAACAUUAAUGGGAUUGUGCUACUAUGGGCUCAUUGCAAUAUUUGGCAUUUCAUCAUCUGAAAGUGCUCCUUCAUAUCUUAGUGGGACAUCAAACGCAAUAGCUUCGCUAGCUGCAAAUGUUGGAGCAACAAUUUCUGGCCUGCCCUUCAGUUACAUUGCUAAGAUUUAUAGCUGGGAAGCUGUAUUUAUGCUACUGGAAUUGGCUACAUUUUCUGUUCUUGUAAUUAUGUAUUGCUUUAGGAACUUGAAUCCAAAAUUUUUAGACAGGAAGAAAGAAAUGUAGAUUCACAUUAGGCUCAUUUAGCUGUGAAAAAGAUGUAGUAUUUAUUUCAAAUAUGUAAUUCACACAUAUGUAUUUAAUAAAUUUUA
Uloborus diversus is the source of this 1684-nucleotide messenger RNA. Its product is annotated as glucose-6-phosphate exchanger SLC37A4-like. Lineage: Eukaryota; Metazoa; Arthropoda; Arachnida; Araneae; Uloboridae. The transcript is spliced from 9 exons. Gene Ontology annotation, cellular component: endoplasmic reticulum membrane. Gene Ontology annotation, biological process: glucose-6-phosphate transport; phosphate ion transmembrane transport. The record is from RefSeq and is a predicted model, not a curated record. Gene Ontology annotation, molecular function: glucose 6-phosphate:phosphate antiporter activity. Bases 312 to 1598 code for a protein of 428 amino acids.